Dermatophagoides pteronyssinus (European house dust mite) is the source of this 1350-nucleotide messenger RNA. RefSeq lists its product as uncharacterized. The record is from RefSeq and is a predicted model, not a curated record. NCBI's taxonomy places the organism in Eukaryota, Metazoa, Arthropoda, Arachnida, Sarcoptiformes, Pyroglyphidae.
GAUCAAUUUAUUUUUCAUUGUAAAAAAUGUGAUGAAUUAAUAACAUCAUUAAUCAAUACAAAUGAUUCAUCAUCAUCAUCAUCAUCAUCAUCAUCAAAACAUUUGAUUCGUUUAGCUGUUUGUAAUGGUUUUCCAAUGGAAUUAUUUUUCUAUUGUUUUGUUGGUAAAACAUUCAAUAAAAGAAGUUUUCCAAUCAAUUAUCAACAUUGUGUUUUUAUGGCAUCAUCAUCAGUACCAAUUAUUGUACAAAAAAAUCAUGAAAAAUUAAUCUAUCUUGAUUGUGAUGAUAAUAAUAAUAUUUGUCAAUAUAAACCACAAUCAUUACCCGAAAUGGUUGAUAUAACUGAACGUUUAUUAAAAUAUCCACGAUCAUUAUGGAAUCGUCCAAAUGAUUUAUCAUCUUGGCGUACAUCAUUUUCACGUUCGAAUCGUAAAUUUUUUCUUGAAUCAUUUGAUCUUGAAUGUUUAUUUGAUUUAGAAUCGGAUAAAAAUUCUUCUAAUUGUAAAUUUUUAUCCGUUUCAAUAACAAAAUCAAAUAAUGGUAACAAACAAUCGAUUGUUAUUAAUCCAAAUGAAUCAAAAAAUUAUUCCGAAUUAUUAACACCGGAAUUUAAAUUAUCAAAUUUAUUUAUGAAACGAAAAAUUCGUAUUCCUUUUAUUCCAAAAAAAUCUGCUUCGAACAAUGAACAAUUGUCGAUUGGUAAAUCAAAAAUGACAAAAUCUUUAUUUAAUCGAUCAUCUACAAUUCCAUAUGAUCCAAAAAAUCAUACACAAAUAAUUGGAUCAUCAAAUACUAUAUUCAAACGGCCGCAAACAUUCAAAAAAUUGGCUGAUUCUACUAAGAUUGUUAAAAAAACACGUAGCUCAAAAGCUAAUCAAUCAAAUCGUAAACUUAAACAAUCAAAAAAUGUCAAUUCACAAGAAUCAUUGACAAAAGUCAAACAAUCAUCCAAUAUGGCGGAAAAACAGCAUGAAUUGAUUGAUGAUGAACAAACAAUUAAAGAUUCAAUAGUUGAUAAUUUAUUACAUAUUUUUCAACCAUGUCAUUCGGAUAUAACAUUAUUACAGAAAACAAUGGAUCAAUUAUUUACAACAUUUUGGAAAAAUGCUAUAAAAAUUUUACAACCAUCAUCAAUGCCAAACAUUUCUGAACAAAUCGAAACAAUAAUUGAUGAUUCAGAUCAAGAUAAAUCACAACAAAAUACAAAUCAAUCAAUACCAUGUCCAUUUUGUUUACGAUAUUUUCAGGAUUCUGAUUCAAUGAAAUAUCAUUGCAAAUUUGUUCAUCGUGGAACAGAUGUGUUCAUUGAUGAUGCCGAUGGAUUUUCCAUUGAACGAUUAAAUCGAUAA